AUGAAGUUCUCCGUCGCCGCCCUUCUCACCGCCGCUGCCUCUGUCUCAGCUGUCUCCAACUUUGAGGUUCGAGACUUUACCGCCAGCUGCGUUCCUCACAGCACCUUCUGCAACUACUCCUUCAAGGUCAUCCAGCCCAACUCCAUGGAAACCUGGAAGAACGCCGUCGAGUGCAGCGCCCGAGCUCAGUCCACCGACUACUCUCUUCCCAACAUCAAGGACGCCAAGUGCAAGGAUUCUUCUCGAACCUUCUCCAUCACCCGUAUCAGCAAGGGUCUGGGUUUCAUCAUCUCUCAGCCUAUCAGCCCCAAGAGCGACACCAUCGGAGACUACUUGAUUCCCCUGGAUCAGAUUGUUACGAAGAAGGAGAACAACGCUGAGGUCCAGGCCUACAACGGACCCAAGAGCUUCAAGCUCACCCAGCGCCUCUAG
Molecule: messenger RNA, 432 nt
Organism: Fusarium poae
Lineage: Eukaryota; Fungi; Ascomycota; Sordariomycetes; Hypocreales; Nectriaceae
Exons: 2
Coding region: 1-432 (143 amino acids)
Source: RefSeq, a predicted model, not a curated record